Messenger RNA from Dictyostelium discoideum AX4, 1581 nucleotides. RefSeq lists its product as hypothetical. Lineage: Eukaryota; Evosea; Eumycetozoa; Dictyosteliales; Dictyosteliaceae. Gene Ontology annotation, cellular component: cytoplasm; nucleolus; exosome (RNase complex). Gene Ontology annotation, biological process: RNA processing. The record is from RefSeq and is a predicted model, not a curated record. The transcript is spliced from 2 exons. Bases 1 to 1581 code for a protein of 526 amino acids.
AUGAAAGAAGUUAUAUCAAAGAAUGAAAAAGAUUUCGUAUUAUCAAGUAUUGAAAAGCUUCAAAGAAUAGAUGGUAGAGGAGUUAAUGAUAUGAGAGCAAUUAAAAUUGAGUUUGGUAAAUCAUAUGGUGUAGUUGAAGUUCAAUUAGGAAAAACAAGAGUUUUUACAGCAAUUACAUGUGAUAUAGUUGAACCAAAACCAGAAAGACCAAAUGAAGGAUUUUAUAUUUUUAAUACAGAUAUAUCACCAAUGUCAAGUGUAUCAGUUAAUGUUAAUCAACCCAAUCCAAUGGAGAGUGAAUUAGGACGUAUUAUUGAAAAAGGAUUAAAAGAUAGUAGAGCAAUUGAUACAGAAGCAUUAUGUAUUAUAUCAGGAUCCAAAGUGUGGUCAAUAAAGAUAGCAAUUCAUGUAUUGGAUGAUUGUGGUAAUUUAUUAGAUUGUGCAUCCAUAUCGGUGAUGACAGCAUUGAUUCAUUUUAGAAAACCAGAUGUCACUGUGAUUGGUAAUGAUGCAACCAUUCAUUCAUUGGAUGAGAGAGAACCAGUGCCAUUAUCAAUUCAUCAUACACCAAUCUCAAUUACAUUUGGGUUCUUUCCAAAUGAAAUUAUGAUUGUUGAUCCUGAUACUAAAGAAGAAUCAGUUAUGGAUGGUAAAUUAUCAUUCUUUGUCAAUAUUCAUAAAGAGAUUUGUGGUGUUUCAAAAGGUGGUGGUACUUCAACUACAAUCGAUCAAGUUUUAAAAUGUUCAAAAAUAGCUGUAAUCAAAGCCGCUGAAAUCACUCUUCAAAUUAGAGAAUCAAUUCAUGAAAAUUUAAAAUUAAGAUCAUCUUCACAAAAUAAAAGAAAUGGUAGUGGUUUAAAUACUGCUUCAAAAGUUAAAUCUUUAGAAAUGAUUGAACAUACUAGACCAAUUGAAAAUCAAAUUAUAAAUGAAAUUAAAAAAGAUUCUUUUAAUAUUAUUCAAAAUAUUAAACCAAAAAAUCAAAAUAAUGAAAAAAAUUUAAAUAAUAAUAAUAAUAAUAAUAAUAAUAAUAAUAAUAAUAAUAAUAAUAAUAAUAAUAAUAAUAAUAAUAAUAAUUAUAAUAAUAAUAAUAAUAAUAAUAGUAAAAACUCUAACAACAUAAAAGAAACUGAAAGUGAAAAUAAAUUUAGCGAAGAUGAAAUUUGUGAGGUUGAUUUUGAAGAUAGUGAAGAUGAAAAUGAAAAUGAUAAUAAAAAUAUAAAAAAUAAUAAUAAUAAAAAUUAUUUUGAUGGUGAUAAUUCAAAAUCAUCUUGGGAUAAUGAUAAUACAAUGAAAGUUGAUAAAAUUAAAAAAGAAGAAGAAAUAAAAAUAGAAAAAGAAAAAGAAAUAGAAAUACAAAAAUCUAAAAAACCAUCAACAACAGUUAAAGCAGUUUUAAAAGCGCCAGUUAAAAAAGAUAAUGAUAGUGAUAGUGAAGAAGAAGUAACUAUUUUAAACCCAACCAAUACAAUUUCAAUGGAUACAUCUGAUGAUUUAUCUUCAGCUUUAAAAAAAAAACCAAUUUCAUCAAAAUCUCAAGGUACUAAAAAACCUAUAAGCAAAGAAAAAAAUAAAAAAUAA